Messenger RNA from Marmota flaviventris (yellow-bellied marmot), 2517 nucleotides. RefSeq names its product dishevelled binding antagonist of beta catenin 1 (gene Dact1). Gene Ontology annotation, cellular component: cytoplasm. Gene Ontology annotation, biological process: negative regulation of canonical Wnt signaling pathway; regulation of Wnt signaling pathway, planar cell polarity pathway; negative regulation of JNK cascade. The record is from RefSeq and is a predicted model, not a curated record. Lineage: Eukaryota; Metazoa; Chordata; Mammalia; Rodentia; Sciuridae.
AUGAAGCCGAGUCCAGCCGGCACCGCGAGGGAGCUGGAGCCUCAGGCACCCGCCCGGGGCGAGCAGCGUGCGGCGGAGCCCGAGGGGCGCUGGCGGGAGAAGGGCGAGGCGGACACCGAGCGGCAGCGCACCCGAGAACGGCAGGAGGCCACGCUGGCCGGGCUGGCGGAGCUGGAGUACCUGCGCCAGCGCCAGGAGCUGCUGGUCCGGGGCGCCCUGCGCGGCGUCGGGGGCGCGGGUACCGCUGCGCCCCGAGCAGGGGAGCUGCCUGCCGAGGCGGCGCAGCGCAGCCGCCUGGAGGAGAAGUUCUUGGAGGAGAACAUCUUGCUGCUGCGGAAGCAAUUGAAUUGUUUAAGGAGAAGAGAUGCUGGCUUGUUGAAUCAGUUGCAGGAACUUGACAAACAGAUAAGUGACUUGAGACUGGAUGUAGAGAAGACAUCUGAAGAACAUCUGGAGACAGACAGCCGGCCUAGCUCAGGGUUUUAUGAGCUGAGUGAUGGGGCUUCAGGAUCCCUUUCUAAUUCCUCUAACUCGGUGUUCAGUGAGUGUUUAUCCAGUUGUCAUUCCAGCACUUGCUUUUGCAGUCCCUUGGAGGCAACCUUGACUAUCUCAGAUGGUUGCCCCAAAUCUGCAGAUCUCAUAGGAUGGUUGGAAUAUAAAGAAGGCCACUGUGAAGACCAGGCCUCAGGGGCAAUUUGCUGUUCCCCCUCCACACCACAAUUUAAUUCCCUUGAUGUCAUUGCAGAUGUGAAUCCCAAGUACCAGUGCGAUCUGGUGUCUAAAAACGGGAAUGAUGUAUAUCGCUAUCCCAGUCCGCUUCAUGCUGUGGCUGUGCAGAGCCCAAUGUUUCUCCUUUGUCUGACGGGCAACCCUCUGAGAGAAGAGGACAGGCUUGGGAACCAUGCAAAUGACAUUUGCGUUGGAUCUGAACUGGAUGCCACCAAAACAGAGAGUUCUUUACCAUCUCCAAGCAGUCUGUGGUCUGCUUCCCAUCCUUCACCCAGUAAAAUGGAUGGCUAUAUUCUGAGCCUGGUUCAGAAAAAAACACAUCCUGUAAGGACCAACAAACCCAGAACCAGUGUGAAGGCUGACCCCACGAAAGGGCUUCUGAGAAAUGGGAGCAUGUGUGUCAGGGCCAUUGGCGGCCUCUCGCAGGGCAACGCCGUGAACCUUAAGAAUUCCAAACAGGCGUGUUUGCCCACUGGGGGAAUACCCUCUUCGGACAAUGGGGUAUUCUCCCCACUGAAGCAAUGGUCAAAAGAAUCAAAAGGAGAGCAACUGGAAAGUAAAAGGUCGCCGCCACCCGAGAGCUGCUUGGCAAGCACGGUCUCGGAGCUCCAAAGCAAGCAUCUGCCCCCAAAUGCCAAGGCAGCUUCCCAAGAGCAUGCGCGGUGUCCAGCCGCUGGGAAAGGUGAGUCCCUGAAAGAAAGCUGUCAGAUCUCAGCUGCCUCUCCAAAAGAGAGCCCGGGCAAAGGUCCUGUGCCCUUGCAGGAGAACAAGGCUGUGCAGUCCCUGAAAAAAAUGCCGCAGAAAAACAGCCUGCAGGCUGUCCCCGCGCCCGUUCCUCCUCCACUGCUGCCGCCUGCCUUUCCUUUGGAGGAGAGGCCUACAUUGGAUUUCAAAAGCGAGGGCUCUUCUUCGCAAAGCCUGGAGGAAGGGCAUCUGGUCAAAGCUCAGUUCAUUCCGGGGCAGGCACCGGGUGGCAGGCUGCACCGGGGCCACAGGAACAUGGGCGUCGCGAGAAGCUCCACCCUGAAGCACCGAGGCCAGGCCCUGCAGGGUCUGGAGAACAGUCUGCCGACCGUCCGGGAGAAAACCCGGUCAGGGAGCAAGAAGUGUCGUUUCUCCGACGACUUGGAUACAAAUAAGAAACUCAAGAAAGGUACUACCAAGGGACGGAAGAGCGGGAGUGGGCCUUCCGAUGUGGGUCUUCCCGGCAGGCCCCUGGGCAGCGGCCACAGGGCGGGAAACAAGGCACACGGCCACGGACGGGAGCCGGUGGUGGCCAAACCUAAGCACAAGCGAACCGACUACCGGCGGUGGAAGUCCUCGGCUGAGAUUUCUUAUGAAGAGGCCCUGAGGAGGGCCCGGAGGGCUCGCAGGGAGCACAUGGGUGUGUACCCGGUGCCGGUGGCAAUGUCCUACGCCAGUCCCUAUGCCUACGUAGCCAGUGACUCCGAGUACUCAGCCGAGUGCGAGUCCCUCUUCCACUCCACCGUGGUGGACACCAGCGAGGACGAGCAGAGCAACUACACCACCAACUGCUUCGGGGACAGUGAGUCCAGCGUGAGCGAGGGCGAGUUCGUGGGCGAGAGCACCACCACCAGCGACUCCGAAGAAAGCGGGGGCUUAAUUUGGUCCCAGUUUGUCCAGACCCUCCCAAUUCAAACGGUCACGGCCCCUGACCUUCAUAACAACUCCACAAAAACCUUUGUCAAAAUUAAGGCUUCGCACAACCUCAAGAAGAAGAUCCUCCGCUUUCGUUCUGGCUCUUUGAAACUGAUGACCACAGUUUGA